Cyprinodon variegatus (sheepshead minnow) is the source of this 2432-nucleotide messenger RNA. RefSeq names its product P2Y purinoceptor 14-like. Gene Ontology annotation, biological process: G protein-coupled receptor signaling pathway. The record is from RefSeq and is a predicted model, not a curated record. Bases 26 to 1054 code for a protein of 342 amino acids. Gene Ontology annotation, molecular function: G protein-coupled purinergic nucleotide receptor activity. NCBI's taxonomy places the organism in Eukaryota, Metazoa, Chordata, Actinopteri, Cyprinodontiformes, Cyprinodontidae. Gene Ontology annotation, cellular component: membrane. The transcript has 4 exons.
UAGUAGCUUAAGAAAAGUGAAAGACAUGGAUGGAGUGACUUCAUCAAUCAACACAUCCUCAAUAAACACCCAGAAUAUGACGUGUAAUCCAAUGGAAACAUCCAAACACCCUUUCCUUAUCUUUGUCUACUCUCUUCUGUUUCUGGUUGGUUUGAUCCUCAACAGCUUCACCAUGUGGUUUCAUUGCUGUGGAGCUCAAAGACAAGUUGCCAAGAGCUUGAUGAUUUACAUGAAACAUCUGACAGCUGCUGACCUUUUACUCUGCAUUAGCCUCCCAAUGAGAAUCCUUCACUAUAACAGCAGGUUGUUCUCUAUUCACCUGCUCUACUGCAGUGUUGGAGGGCCGCUGCUGUUCCUCAACAUGUGUGCCAGCAUCCUGUUCAUGGGUUUCAUUGCAGCUAACAGGUACAUGAAGAUCUUUUAUACUUCAGGAACUCACUUCCUAAUGACUACCAAAGCCAGCCACAUCAUCUCAAUUAUCACCUGGUUUAUUCUCCUGACCAUGGCAACGCCAUACACUGUCUUUUUGCUGACCACCCACGAACCUACUCCUAAUCAUGACACCUGUGAUCAUCUGCUAAAUGAAAGUAUACGACCAUUAUACGGAGGAGGUCAUGCUGUUAGUGCCAUCAUCUUCCUGAUAGUGCUCCUCUCCUUGGUCUUUUUCUACUGUAGCUCUUCCUGCAGGGUGAGGCAGAUCCAGCAGAAACAACAGGGCUCCUCCAACUCCGAGAAGCUUGUAAAGUCUCGUAGGAACAUGUUGGUCUUAGUCAGUGUUUUCUGCUUUUGCUUUGUUCCUUAUUAUGUUGUUCGACUUCCAUACAUCCUUUUGGAAGGAAAGUGUUCUGUGGUGUUUUACUACCUGAAGGAGGUGACUGUCUUAAUAUCAGUCAGCAAUAUAUGUCUGGAUCCUCUUAUUUAUGUUUUUCUUUGUGAGGGCUUUAGGGCUCAGCUUAACCUGAAACAAAUGUUCAAAACAGAAGGCAACAAAAGUACCUCAAGUUUAAAGGAAAGACACACUGAAGAUCAAUCGGACAUGUUAACAUUACCUUAGAGCUCCUGUAUCAGUGAAGGCAGAACAUCAGGCACUGGAACCAUCAGUCCAACUUUUUGACUGCUUAGUGUGUUUGGAACAUGCAACAGCCAUCAGCUGGAACACCUCCACAACUUUUAGGAAAAUAAACCUUUUUAGCUUAACUUGCAUGAUAGAUUUAGAGAGGUUUAAAUCUGCUUCUAAAAUUGAGAAUAAGUCAUCACAAACAUGGUCCAGAUUGACUUAGACCAAUUUUCUGUCAUUUUGUAGAUUCUGUGACUGUUGGAAAUUUCUUUUUCAUUAGCUUUCAGAUAGUAAAUGAGUAGUAGCUUAGCAUUGGAAUGAACAUUUCCAUUUUCAUUUCCAAAUGUAAACAAUGUGGGAGAGAAAACAUGGUACAAAAUGUAAUGAUAUGGAAGUUCAGACCAGUAUAAUGACAAAUAUAUAUGGUGCAAAACUUCAUUGUUACCUGCUGCAUAAACAUGUUUUUUGUUUCAGAAGGCUUUUUUUUUCACAUCAUCCUCUGCCAGAGCGUCUAAUUUAAGCCAGAGUGUAUAAUUUAAAUAUUUUCUGUAAUUUGAUAUUUGUAUUCCAGCAACAACAUCUUCAUGCAGGAUGCAAUCAAUGCAAUUGACCAGUGAUCAGCCUAUAUAACCUUGAACAUAAACUGAUUACCUACAUUGGACUAAUAAUUCUUCAGCAUGAUUGUUUAUACUGCACCAUUACUUUACUACAAGACCAUGAUCUUAGACCUGGCAAAGGAAUCAAAUGCAUCCUAAAGAUAUGUCCAAAUUGCUAAAUUCUGAAAUGAAAAUGGCUGUAUCUUUGAUAAAGGCAAAGUAUUCCAGCCACUGCAAAGACUUGAUUAUCUGUCUGCGUUUGGUUCUUGAGACAUCUUAAAGCAUAUGGUGGGGAAACCAUUUUGGUGUGUUCACAUUAUCUAUGUGAACCCAGCAAAAAAAAAAGAAAAUCGAAAUUUUGAGGUAUUUUUGCUCACCCAAAAUAGCAAGAAAGCAUCAGCAAUUCACACAACUGGCCAAAAUCUCCACAAUGUCAUGAAAUCAUCUGGUUGUUGGCUUUAUUGACUUUAGAGAGCCAAACAGUAGCACCAGUGUCCUACUCCUUUAGUUUCCUGCUGCAAAGUUGCUGAAUUAAAGCUACAGUGUGUAAUUUUUAGUGACAUCUAAUUGUCAGACUGCUGACUGCAGCAAUAUGAACUUCUCCACACACCUGUCACAACAGUGCAAAAUGGCUUCUGUCAAGUGAUAAAGAAGUUUGUAGAAGCCAUUAUGUACAAGCUCUAUAAAAGAAGGGAAAUGAUGUGUGUAUGGGCAUGUGUUUCACCGGAAAAAGCAAACCGGUUUGACCACUUGGCGGGGAAACACUAUCAACUCACAGC